This is a messenger RNA of Nannizzia gypsea CBS 118893, 1269 nucleotides long. Its product is annotated as adenylosuccinate synthetase. Gene Ontology annotation, molecular function: adenylosuccinate synthase activity; GTP binding. The record is from RefSeq and is a predicted model, not a curated record. The coding region runs from base 1 to 1269 and encodes 422 amino acids. The transcript is spliced from 4 exons. NCBI's taxonomy places the organism in Eukaryota, Fungi, Ascomycota, Eurotiomycetes, Onygenales, Arthrodermataceae. Gene Ontology annotation, cellular component: cytoplasm. Gene Ontology annotation, biological process: 'de novo' AMP biosynthetic process; IMP metabolic process.
AUGGUUACAAUUGUGCUUGGAUCCCAAUGGGGGGACGAAGGCAAAGGCAAGAUCACGGAUCUUCUCUCGCAGACGGCUGAGCUUUGCUGUCGCUCCGCCGGUGGCCACAAUGCCGGACACACGAUUGUACACGAUAACAUCACCUACGACUUCCACAUCCUGCCCUCCGGCCUCAUCUCGCCGACGUGUGUCAACCUGAUCGGCGCCGGGACGGUCGUCCACCUGCCCAGCUUCUUCAAGGAGCUCGCCGCGCUCGACGGCAAGGGCCUUGCGAACGUCCGGGACCGGGUGUUCAUCAGCGAUCGAGCCCAGGUCUGCUUCGAUCUCCAUUCGGUGGUCGACGGCCUGGAGGAGGCCGGGCUUGGUACUCGCAAAGUAGGGACGACGGGCAAGGGAAUCGGGCCAUGCUACAGUGACAAGGCCGCCAGGCGCGGCGUCAGGGUCGGCGAUAUCAUGGUCGAAGGCGUGCUGGAAUCCAAGCUGAGGAGCCUUGAAGCCGGCUACCGGAGACGGUUCGGAGAGCUAGACUAUAAUGUCGAAGAAGAGAUUGCCAGAUUCAAGGAAUACCGGAGUCUUCUGAAGCCGCAUAUCGUCGACCAAUUGGCGCUGCUCAAGAAGUUCGAGGACAAAUCUGCCUCUAUACUCGUCGAGGGCGCCAAUGCCCUCAUGCUCGACAUCGACUACGGCACCUAUCCCUUCGUGACGUCUUCCUGCACCGGCCUCGGCGGCGCCAUCCAGGGAAUAUGCUUAAACCCAACCUCCAUCAAGUCUAUCGUCGGCGUUGUCAAAGCCUACUGCACUCGCGUGGGCUCCGGGCCUUUCCCUACCGAGCAGCUCAACGAGUUCGGUGAGAAGCUGCAGGUCACUGGCCGCGAGUUCGGUGUAACCACCGGCCGCAAGAGACGCUGUGGCUGGCUGGACUUGGUCCUGCUGCGAUACAGUGCCAGAAUCAACCACUAUACUGCUCUCAACCUGACCAAGCUGGACAUCCUCGACGACUUUGACGAGAUCAAGGUUGGUGUUGCCUACAAGCUCGACGGUAAGGAGCUCGAGUCCUUCCCUGCCAGCUCAGAUGACAUGGAGAAGGUCGAGGUUGUCUACGAGACCUUGCCUGGCUGGAAGUCGACCACCAUGGGCGUCUCCAAGUGGGAGGAUCUCCCCGUCAAUGCACAGAAAUACGUCGACUACAUUGAGCGUUCCCUCGGCGGCAUCCCUAUCAAAUGGAUUGGAACCGGCCCUGCCAGAGCGCACAUGAUCGACCGCAACUAG